Messenger RNA from Eruca vesicaria subsp. sativa (arugula), 251 nucleotides. Lineage: Eukaryota; Viridiplantae; Streptophyta; Magnoliopsida; Brassicales; Brassicaceae. The record is from the annotation of a GenBank genome assembly.
AUGGAGAAGGAUAAUAGCAAUAAGAAGAGUCUCUCUGAACAGCUCAAGUACACGAAUGCCCCGGUCUUCUCCACCGCCAUUUUCGCCUUCAUAAUGCUGCUUGUUAUGGUGGGAACAAUGCUCUCAAACAUGUCUCUAGAGUCAACUUUCUUCUGGACAACACCCACCUCUGAGGUAAUCACAAUGGAGAGAAAACCAUUGGCUCCUCCUAAGAACAGUUCAAGCAGAUAGAGCUGUCAAAUGGUCUGUCC